Molecule: messenger RNA, 1867 nt
Organism: Spodoptera exigua (beet armyworm)
Lineage: Eukaryota; Metazoa; Arthropoda; Insecta; Lepidoptera; Noctuidae
Source: the annotation of a GenBank genome assembly
CGGUAGCGUUUUGAUUUGAUCGUGUGAUAGUUUUAGUCAAUUUUUUUUAGUUUUAGUGUAACAGUGUUUUUGAUUACGAACAACCGUGUAUGAUCACUUCAGUGACGUUUUUUUAAAACUCAACAAACAGUUCUGCCCUUUAUUAAUACUAAAAAUGAACUGGUUGUUGGCGGUCCUGUACUUGGUGGGCGGCGCAUUGUCAGCCAGUUGGUUGGUUUGGAGAUACAAAAGAAGAAGGAUGUUAGAGAUGGCCAGCAAACUGCCAGGUCCAACCGCGCUUCCACUCUUGGGGAACACGCUUGUGUUUAUGAGCCGUCCAGAAGAAACUGUGAACAAAUUAGAAGAACUCAUGCAGAAGUACGGUGAAAUCUAUAGAUUCUGGCUGGGGCCUGAACUAAAUAUUGUUGUGAGAAACCCAGCGUAUAUCCGUUCUUUACUAUCAAGUACAAAAGUAAAUCAGAAAGGGCCAGUGUAUGAUUUUAUGGUACCAUUCAUCGGCAGUGGAAUUUUAUCGGGAGGACCAACCUGGCGCUCUCAUAGGAAAAUAGUGAUUCUCUCUUACAACAAGAAGUCGGUGGAGAACUACUUUCCUGUCUUCAACAAGGAGUGUGAGGAGCUGGCCAAGGUUAUCAGUCAGAAAGAACCGGUGACCUUUGAUUGCUACAAGGAUAUACUCAGAAGUACUACGCAAAGUGUUAAUCAAACACUAAUGGGGUUAUCUAAAGAAGAUUCAGAACAAGUGUACAGAUUGGAAGAAAUAAUAUUUAAAACCCAUGACAUGUACACUCUAAUAUUCAACAAAAUGACAAAAUGGUGGUUACAAGUACCGUUAAUAUACUGGUUGCUUGGCAAGAAGAAGCAGCACGACUACUACCUGAAGCUGAUAGAUGACGUGAUGGAAGAUAUCGUUAGACGGAGGAAAAAAGCCUUAGAGGUAUCCAAGCCUGAUGAGGAGUGCAUGGGUGUUGUGGACAGACUUAUCCUGUCUGGAGAGCUCACUGACAAGGAGAUCAAGGAGGAAACCAUGACCUUAUUUACUAGCAGCCAAGAGGUAGCGGCUAAAAUAGCAGCUGGAGUCCUUAUGUUCCUAGCACACUUGCCGGAAUGGCAGGAUAAGGUGUACCAAGAAAUAAUAGAUGUGGUCGGACCUGAUGGUCCAGUCACCAAUGAGCAGUUGAAGCUGCUGGAGAACCUGGACAUGGUGUACAAGGAGACACUGCGGUAUUUCCCAAUAGGAGCGAUGAUACAGAGGACUGUGAUCGAAGAUAUUUCUAUUAAAGAUGGAAGCAUCACCAUCCCAGCCGGUACAUCGCUGGUGAUACCAAUCCACAGCCUGAAUCGCGACCCUCGCUACUGGGAACACCCCAAUAAAGUUAUGCCGGAGAGGUUCCUCCCGGAGAACGUGGAGAAACGUGACCCUAACGCCUUCAUACCUUUCAGUUUGGGACCUAUGGAUUGUUUAGGUCGAACAUACGGCACGGCUCUCAUCAAGACGCUAGUGGUGUGGGUGCUUCGGUACGCAAAGUUAGAACCCGCGGUUUCCCUGGACAAUAUACAGCUGGACAUCGCCAUCUCUGUAACCAGCUUUCAUGGUUAUAAUAUCAAAGCUAGACCAAGAAACGGAAGAAUCAAUGGACUAUCAUGAAUUAGUACUUAAGUUUUAUUGGUAUGAUUGCGAGUGUGAAGUUGUUAUUGAUGUAGCUCUUAAAUCUACAUACUAAUGUGGUAAUGGUUAGACGAUGUUGCUCGAAGACCGGUCCAUGGCGAGGAAGAUGUUCGUGGUGAAUGUGGACUCAAGGGUGUAAUAUGGGCAGCCAAGUGAAUCAUUGAAGAAGAAAGAAAAACAUUUGACAUCGGACCAGAUGCA